Messenger RNA from Arabis nemorensis, 150 nucleotides. Lineage: Eukaryota; Viridiplantae; Streptophyta; Magnoliopsida; Brassicales; Brassicaceae. The record is from the annotation of a GenBank genome assembly.
AUGGAACUUGGUUCUCAACAGGGCAAACCUCCAGGACACGGUCCUCCAAGCAGCAGUCCUCCAGGCAGCGCUCCUUUAGGCCAUGGUAGCAGUCCUCGACGCCACGGUGGAUCCAACAAUCGUCAAAUCCGCAUAGAUAUUAAGGAGUAG